CGCAUGAUAAUACGAGUCAUUCUAUGGAUGUGUAUCAUGGUGACUCCCUCCACUCUACCUAUGAGCGGGGAAAACGAACGAGGACUGUUGUCGCCAGCUGGCACUACCGUACUGCUGAACGAAUGCAUUACUCCCACGAUGCUGCAGUAUCUUCCACUCUCGCUUUACCUUUCCCUUGUUUCGCUUCCUUUCUACAUUCACUCCGGUUCUCCUAGCGUAGGUAGCAAAGUCUGUUGACUUUGAAUUUCCUUCAUACAAGUAUCUUAUAGUUUCUCCAUACACUCCAUUCUACAAUUACGUCCUCUCUGAAACCCUGUCACAUCGAAAUCAUGCCUCAAAGCGAGUUUCUCCCCCGGCAGUAUGCCCUCGCAGAUUCGAAGUUGAAGACUACCAAUGUCACCCUCCAGUCCACAGACUCCGACUUUCAAUUUACUUUCGAAGCUCUUCAGCCAGGUCUCUUUCGAACUACCUUCUUUUCUCCCACACAUCCACUGCCACCUCAUCCCUCCACAGGACCACGUGCGACCGCCUUUCUGACCGGAAAGUUCUUUGGAAAUGAACCAACCUUAACAUCCACCGAACUACAGAAGAACAUCGUUGUUGGAAAUGUCACAGCUUCAGUCACUUGGACUGACUGUCCCAUGGUCUCCAUACAAAUCGCCGGACAGGAGAAGCCCAUUCACAAAGAUCUUCAAUUCCGUUCAUAUGUCGCAGAUUCUACUGGAGUAGCACAUUACACCCAUUAUAAAAGAGAUACUCUGCACGUGGGUCUCGGCGAGAAAUGUGCACCUAUGGAUCUAUCGAACCGGCAUUUCACAUUGUCGGCUACAGAUUCUUUCGGGUACGACAUAUAUCGUACGGAUCCACUUUACAAGCAUAUUCCGCUAUUGAUUAAUGCCACGCCGGAGGGUGUUGUGGGUAUUUUCUCGAGCUCCCAUAGUCGUGGCACUUACGAUAUUGGAUCGGAAAUUGAUGGGUUGUGGGGACAUUUCAAGGUGUAUCGACAAGAUUAUGGUGGUUUGGAAGAGUACUUGCUGAUUGGAGAUACGAUUCAAGAUGUAGUACGGAUGUAUGCCAAUUUGGUUGGCCACCCGCUCCUGGUACCACGUUGGGCCUUUGGGUACAUAGCUGGAGGUUACAAAUAUGCCGCUAUGGACGAGCCACGAGCUGCAGAUGUCCUGUACGAGUUUGCGGAGAAAUUGAAGAAACACGAUAUUCCUUGCAACGCCCUCCAACUUUCUUCUGGGUAUUCCAUCGCAGCUACUGAGCCAAAAGUACGCAAUGUCUUCACAUGGAACCGUCAUAGGUUCCCUGACCCAGAGGAGUUUCUGGCAAAAUAUCAUCACGAAGGCAUCCGAAUUAUUGCAAACAUCAAACCAUAUGUUCUUGCGGCACAUCCUGACUAUCAGAAGCUCGUGGAUGGGAAGGCUUUGUUCACGAACCCACGAACAAAGCAGUCAGCUGUUGCACGUCUGUGGAGUGCUGGUGGAGGUGAAAGUGUAGAAGGUGGCCAUAUUGAUUUCACUUCUGAUUUGGGGUUCAAGUGGUGGUUCGAGGGAGUAAAGUACCUCCGAACUGCAGGAGUGGAAGGAAUUUGGAAUGACAACAAUGAGUACACCAUCACCGAUGACCUGUGGCAAUGUUCUCUACAGCAUGACAAAGACACCCCAAUCGAAGGUGUAGGAGAUCACAUUGGAAUUUGGGGAAGGGCACUCCACACUGAACUCAUGGGUCAAUCUUCACAUGACGCUCUCCUGGAUCUGGAACCAAAUGUUCGUCCUUUUGUUCUCACUCGCUCGGCUACAGCUGGGACUAUGCGUUACGCUGCGAGCUCGUGGGGUGGCGAUAAUGUUACGACUUGGGAUAGUAUGAAAGGCUCCAAUUCGUUAUCUUUGAACGCAGGUAUGAGCUUAAUACAUGUAAGUUUUCCUUGUUGCAUCACCCUGCUCAUUCAGGAAAUAGCAAUCUAACAAAAUCUAGUGCUAUGGCCACGAUAUCGGCGGUUUUGAAGAUCCACAACCGGUCCCUGAACUGCUCCUCAGAUGGAUUCAACUUGGCUGCCACAGCCCCCGCUUUGCAAUCAACUGUUUCAAGACUGACGAGAAUGAUAACACCAUCGGUGGCGUCAUCGAGCCCUGGAUGUACCCCGAGAUCACACCUUUAAUCCGUGCUGCAAUCAAGAGGCGGUAUGAGAUGAUUCCUUACCUAUAUACCCUUAUGCUGCAAUCACAUCUUAAAGCUGUCCCACCACAGCGCUGGAUAGUUUCUGGAUAUGAAUCCGACCCCGAAGUGUGGUGUGAAGCAUUGAAAGCUGGAGAAAAGCAGUAUUGGCUAGGAGGUUCAUUAUUGGUUGGUGGCGUUUAUGAACCAGGUAUCUAGUCUGCGAAAGUUUACCUUCCAACAAAAGGGAAUGGGGACGAGGGUUAUAUGAAUCUGAAUAAGCCAUUUGGGUACCACGCCGCUGGACAAUGGCUUACCAUCUCGUCCGAGUGGAAAGAAAGUAUUCCUAUUCUUGCACGUAUCGGAUCUGGGAUACCUGUUGGCAAAAGUGUGCAAACCCGUUCUCCAGGCGAUGAAAGAUUUCCUUCACCCAACGCAGUCGAAGAUGAUUGGAGGGCUGUGGAAAUCUUCCCUCCCAGAGGAAGGUCUACUAAGGAGUAUGAGUAUGUCUGGUUCGAGGAUGAUGGCAUUUCCCAAAAGCCAGAAAUUUCAAAGUUCAUACUCAGGUAAUCUUCGACGGAUGACGUGGUUACUGUCUCAUUUGAGAAAGAUGGAAAGUACGAGGCUGUUUGGAAAAAUUUGAGGGUUAUUCUACCGGUCAGAGAUCAGAGAGAGGUUUUCUUGGCAGGAGGAAAUGAAAUAGCGAAGAGGGAGGAGGAGAGCAGAGGAAGAGCUGUUUGGUUUCUUUCUUAAUUAUGAUACCGCUCAAUGGGUUCCGACAGUAAGAAGUGACAGUUUACGGGUUAGUGUCAUAUAUCGCACUCCAAUACUGACCUAGUCAAAAAAUAAAGGCUCACUGAGAUUAGGGUACUUGGUCACAGCUCAAUUCUAUAGUAAUUCAGUAGCUCGAUAAC
Molecule: messenger RNA, 3074 nt
Organism: Hymenoscyphus albidus
Lineage: Eukaryota; Fungi; Ascomycota; Leotiomycetes; Helotiales; Helotiaceae
Source: the annotation of a GenBank genome assembly